Stylonychia lemnae is the source of this 1956-nucleotide messenger RNA. Lineage: Eukaryota; Ciliophora; Spirotrichea; Sporadotrichida; Oxytrichidae. The record is from the annotation of a GenBank genome assembly.
AUGAAAGGUAUAGGGAAGUACUUGAUAGAAAAGGUCUCGCUUGGCUAAGGACAGUUCGGCUAAGUCUAUCGAUGUCAUUUGAAGGAGGAUGAUUCCAAAAUAUUCGCUUGCAAGGUAAUAAAAAAAAGUGAUCUCACAGCCAAGCUUUAUGACAAUUUGAAAAAUGAAAUCAACAUUCUGGCGAAAAUUGUCAGCCAAAAUGUGAUUUAAUUGAAUGAUAUUCAGAGAACUGAAAACAACUUCUACUUGAUAAUGGAGUUUUGUAAUGGAGGAGAUCUAGAAAAGCUAAAGAAUUAUAGGAAACGGUUCAAUGAAUUGGAAGCAAGAGUAAUACUGCAAUAAUUGGUUUCAGGCUUUAAAGAAAUAUACAAUUGUCAAGUGAUGCAUAGAGAUUUUAAGCUGGCAAAUAUUUUAGUGCACUUUGAGAAUGAGGAUAUGCUACUCAAGCAUAUUCCUGAUGCCAAAGACAGAGAAAAUGUGCUAAAGGCUAAGUUACAAACAAUGGACUUAAUUAAGGCAAAUAUGCAAAUAAAAAUUGCAGAUCUUGGCUUUGCAAGAGAAAUGAAUUAUGAGGACUUGACAUAAACUGUUUGUGGCACACCUUUGGUCAUGGCACCAGAAAUCUUGAAUGGCAGGAGAUAUAAUCACAAGGCUGAUGUUUGGUCACUUGGUGUUGUGUUCUUUGAGAUGAUUACUGGGUUCACACCAUUCACAGGAAGAGAUAAAAAAGAUUUGAUCAAUAAUUUAGACAAAGGAGUCUAUAAGCUUCCUAAAAAGUUAAAGCUCUCUCUAUCAGGGCUUGAUUUUCUGAAUAAUUGUCUACAAUUCGACUCUGAGAAAAGAAUGAGCUGGGAUGACUUAAUCAGACAUCCUUAUGUGACUAUAGAUCCUAGAAACGAAAAAGUUGACGAAGAGUUGCAUUUAUCUUACUCCGAGUAUCAUGGUUAAUAUGUAAGAUAAGAUAUGAUUGGUCAAAUCAAAGACUCUGAAAUUCUGAACAAGGAUUAGCCUCACAGAUUCCUUAAUGAAAGGAAUGCUAUUAUUCUCAAUUGUAAAGAUCCUCAGUAGUUCAACUAAGUCUACUAGAAGGCAUUGUAAAAGUAGUUUUAGGACGCUGUGGGAGCAGCUGAAGAAAAUCUUAUCAAUUUAGAUUAAAUUAAUUAGGAUAAUGGACCCAUAAGCAGACUUGUUAGAUCAAUGAUUGAAGAAAAACUUGAUGAAGAGAGCGACGAUGAGGUAUACUUCGAUUCAAGAGAUAAACAGCAGCAGAACUAAAACAAGCAAAACGAGAUAUUUGCUGAGGAACUAAAAGAAUAUGAAAAAUUAGAUGAGGCAAAAGUUAAAUCAUAAGAAAAAGUGAAGCUUAACCAAGAAUCUAAAGAGAGCAACAAAUAAAAGAGUGCCAAGGGCCAGAGAGAGGAAGAAAUUCUUGGUUUGAUUGUUGAUGAAUCUAAGCCAGAAGCUCGUAACAUUCAUUUCGAUUAGAUGGUGUUUAAUACUAAUAAGAAUGAUAUUCAAAAUCUGAUUAACAUUGAUGAGAUGAAGCAGCAAAUGGAAUAAUUGAAGUAAUUUGAAGAAGAGAAAAUGAGAAAGUAAUAAUAGUAACAAAGCCCCGAAAAGAAAGUAAAAGAUUAACUUAUUUAGAUUCAAAAAAAUGAUGUCAUUUAGAAACAAUAAGAUCAAGUUGAUGAUCAGUAGGAAGUUAUUGUAAACAAAUAGGAGAUUAUAGAUGACGAUACAAUAAGCUCAAAGUUCGAGGAAGUAAAGAGAGAUUACAUAUAUCAAGAAGCCUUGCAUCAUUAGUUACCUCAUGAUUAGUUAUUCGACAUGGCCUAAGAUUCUAUCUACCCUAAACUUAAGGACAAUCCUCAUCUUCUUGAUUAGCAAGCAUUCCUGUUUGAUCAGCAGCAUGAAGAUUAGGAGGUGGAAAUAAAGUUCAAUGAAAACUACUUCUGA